This is a messenger RNA of Vigna radiata var. radiata (mung bean), 1318 nucleotides long. RefSeq lists its product as uncharacterized. Bases 1 to 957 code for a protein of 318 amino acids. The transcript is spliced from 4 exons. The record is from RefSeq and is a predicted model, not a curated record. Gene Ontology annotation, molecular function: zinc ion binding. Lineage: Eukaryota; Viridiplantae; Streptophyta; Magnoliopsida; Fabales; Fabaceae.
AUGCUACCUAUUGCAUAUGCCAUUGUGGAAGUGGAGAACAAGGCAACUUGGAAAUGGUUUAUAGAACUUCUGGUUGAAGAUCUUGGUGGGACGACAAUAUGUGCAUCAUUUACAUGGAUGUCAGAUCAACAAAAGGGUCUAUUGCAAGCUUUUCAAGAAAUUCUUCCAAGAGUUGAUCACAGAUUUUGCGUUAGACACCUAUACGCUAAUUUCAGAAAACAAUUCCCAGGGAAACAACUCAAGAGGUUGAUGUGGAAGGCAGCUACAGCAACCACUUCCCAAACAUGGGAAAAGGAAAUGACAAAUAUCAAAGAGCUGAACGUUGAAGCUUUUAAAUAUCUGAUCAAAAUCCCUCCCAGACACUGGUCCAGAUCAUGGUUUACAACCACAAGUAAAUGUGAUACAUUAGUCAACAACAUGUCAGAGGCAUUCAACAGUGUUAUGCUGCAUACAAGGUCCAAGCCAAUAAUAAGCAUGAUGGAGGACAUCCGGAUUUACAUCAUGAAAAGAUGGGCAAGUAACAGAACAAAAUGUCAGACAUUGAGUGGGGUCAUUUGUCCUAAAAUCAAGAGUAGACUAAAUAAGGAGUCCCAGUUAACUAAGUUCUGGAUUCCAAGUUGGUCAGCAGAGAAGUUAUUUGAAGUCCGUCAUGCCUCUCAAGUUGGGGAGAAGCUUGUGGUUGAUCUAGACAAACAUGAAUGCAGUUGCAGGAAAUGGGCUGUCUCAGGAAUUCCAUGUUGUCAUGCGUUGGCUACUGUGAAGUUUCUCAACUUAGAUGCAGAGGACUUCAUACCUGGUUGGUUUAGGAAGGCCACAUAUGAAGAGACAUACUCUUCAAUUGUCUACCCGUUAAAUGGAAAAAACCUGUGGCAGGUUACACCAUACAGCGAUGUAUUCCCUCCAAAAAAGAGAGCAUUGCCAGGCAGACCAAAGAAGAAACGCAGGUUGGAAGAAUGAGAGUUGGUCAGGGAUGAAACAAGAAUGAGGAAGGGUGGUCAUCGUAAAAGAUGUGGAAAUUGUGGAGAAAUGGGGUCACAAUAGGAAGUCUUGCAAGCAAUCAACCCAAGCAUCAAUUGUCACUGACCAAACACAACAAACUGACCCACCCAAUGAACCAAUCAUACCAUCAGCAAAUCAGGAUCAAGCAUAGAAUUCCAAUGUCUUUAUUUCUGUAAUAGACGAAUGAACCACCUUAUUUUUGUAAUCAGCACUUUAGUAGUUGCUGCUGUGAUUUUGAUAUUUCUGCACUUUAUGUAUUCAGUACUAUUUUAUUGUAAUAGAGGAUGAACUUAAAUCAUUUUGCUAGCUUUCUGCCACC